This is a messenger RNA of Rhodotorula toruloides NP11, 504 nucleotides long. RefSeq lists its product as uncharacterized. The coding region runs from base 1 to 504 and encodes 167 amino acids. The record is from RefSeq and is a predicted model, not a curated record. NCBI's taxonomy places the organism in Eukaryota, Fungi, Basidiomycota, Microbotryomycetes, Sporidiobolales, Sporidiobolaceae. The transcript has 2 exons.
AUGUCGACUGCUUUCCAAGCUCGCUCGCUCUACCGCUCGUUCUGGCGCGGGCUGUGGCACGUCUCUCGCGGCGACAUGGGUCGGUUGGCGAACCUGCGUCGACUGUACCGUCCACAGAUCAGGGAGGCCUUGCUAGACAGCGCCACGGACGAGAACACGAUUCGAAUCAACAUGCUUCGCACGCUCACUCUCCUCAACUCGUCGCGCAAAUUGACGAGGAACAUCUCGAGCCUGUCCUAUCACCACACGCCGUACCACAUCCCGCACGCCAACAACUCGAACCGCCUCGCGCAUCUCCCGAAGCCUAUCGUCUGGCAGCCGUCCGACCCGAUGCAGGUCACCAAGGCAUGGGAGAACCGACGGAAGAAUGAGCAGAAGGAUGUGACGUAUGCCAUGUCCGUCGCGAUCGACCAGGGGUUGAUGCGCAUGUGGCGGGAGGUCGAGGGCGACGUUGGAAACGUCUGGCUCGGACGGGUCACGAAGAAGCGGCACGGGGACAUGUGA